This is a messenger RNA of Sinocyclocheilus rhinocerous, 3822 nucleotides long. RefSeq names its product prospero homeobox protein 1-like. Bases 353 to 2650 code for a protein of 765 amino acids. NCBI's taxonomy places the organism in Eukaryota, Metazoa, Chordata, Actinopteri, Cypriniformes, Cyprinidae. Gene Ontology annotation, cellular component: nucleus. The record is from RefSeq and is a predicted model, not a curated record. The transcript is spliced from 8 exons. Gene Ontology annotation, biological process: regulation of transcription by RNA polymerase II. Gene Ontology annotation, molecular function: DNA-binding transcription factor activity, RNA polymerase II-specific; RNA polymerase II cis-regulatory region sequence-specific DNA binding.
UAGUUGCCCCACGUGGAGAGUGUGUGAGAGAGUCAGAGGAGAGAGAGGAACAGUAAACCGUGCGUGUGUGUGUGUGUGCGCGCGGGGGCAGCGGACAUCCCUCCCUCACGCCUCGAUGCCUACUGGCUGAUCACCACGCGAUAGAGUGCGCGAGGAUGAGAGAUGGACAGCGCGAGACAGGAGCGACGGCAAUAACAGGAAACUCGGUGGCGCUUUUAACGCUGAUGCUGCCGGUGACCAGCGGACACCUCGACGAGACCGAAAUAUAACACGAUAGGACAGCGACCGACCGGGGGAUGCUUUCUGACUGACUGUUUUAUCCUGAAACCAGAUCAGAACGGAAAAGGGGGCUAUGGAUUCCCCUUCGGAUCGAUUUCAUCAGCAGCUUUCCCAGAUGUGUCCCUUCGAACUGUAUCGCAGCCUGCCAGAUUCCAACCCCUCAAGCCACCGAUUUUCCCCCGGCAGCCUGUCUUCCCACCCGCUCUUCUCCCCUCUCAUGCACCCCAACAGCGCAUCCCAGAGGUGGGGUAGUUUCCGACAGCGCCAGGGCUUGUUCCCUGGGCUUCUGGUAGAUGAUGAUGUAAGUGAGGAGGAUGUGUUUGGGAAGAGAGAGUUUGCUGUUGGGGCUAUGGGAUCAUCGCAGCGCUGUCCUGGAGAACGGGGACAAGGUUCGGGUCCCGAUCCUGGCGACUGGGGGCAGGAUUUUGCAAGAGUUAAGAGACUCAGGAUGGACUCGGCAGCUAGAAGCGAAGAAGAAACGAGGAGAGAAGGGAAGAGGGGGAGGAAGAGUACAGCUUCGGUUAGAAUGGACGAGAGGAAGGCAGCAGAACAAGCGAACAGGAGGGAAAGCAGGGAAGGUAGGAAGCGACAGCGGCAAGAACUAAAGCUCCAGCUGGAGGAAACCAGAGGGAAACUUCUGGAACUCCAACGCAAGGUGUGGAAAGCGUACGGAGGGCAGGCGGAUGACGAGAAAGGAGGAGAGAAAGAACAAGAGAAUGGGCCGAUCAAUCUCGAUGAGGUUGCGGAGAUGUUUUCAGACAGCGAUGAUCCGCUCAUCAGCAGUGGAUUUUCUCCUCCGCGCUGUUCGUCUAAGAAACCCAAUGAAACCAAUGGGAAUGCCGGGAUGUUUCCAGAGACCUCCGUGGACCUGGAUUUGGAGUUAAAUGGCGAUCAGGUGUGGCUGGGAUGCAGCCUGGUCAGAGGUGAUUGGGAGAGCGCAGAAGGAGGGCAGAAGUUUGCACAAGCUCUAAAACAAGAGCUGGCAAAUGUUGUGGCUCAAGUUAUCGACAGAGUUGUCCGCCACUAUGCCGAAACCGACCCCUCGGCAGUCACAUCCACCGCCGUUCCUCAAGAAACCAGCAUGACGUUGGAUCUAAACCCAGACCGGAGGCCGAGAAUUUAUGUGGCAGAGCAGGUGGAAGCAUUGCCACUUAUCACAAAGAGUCCUCAAGACAAGAGGGCCCCUAUUACUCAGAGUGUACACAAGGACCUCCUCCUCCCUCAAGCCAAUCCCAGCCUCGCUCCGCUACCCCAGCCUCCUCUCCCGGCUCUUUUACCCCCUAGGAGCAAAGGGCACUUCCUGCCCUCCUAUCCCCCAGACAACCCCGUUCCCCUGCCCCUUCUUCACUACACCAUGCAGAAUCUCUUUACCCGCUCCCUCUCCAGUUUGCCUUUUCAUAAGGACUGCCUGUCUGAGUCUUUCAUGGACUUCCGUUCACACAACUCUACGUUCCCACCCCUCCCGUUGCUGGGCCAGCUAGACCCCUCUCCGUCGGAUAGAGCGAGGGAAGGAGGGAUGAGAGGAGGUGGAGCAGGAGUGGUGGAUGGAGGAGAUGCAGCACUCUAUCUUGCUGCUGGGUCAUCUCAGGAAGGUCUCUCUCCGUGCCACCUGAAGAAAGCCAAACUCAUGUUCUUUCACACACGCUACCCCAGCUCCAGCACACUCAAGACAUAUUUCCCUGAUGUCAAAUUCAAUCGCUGUGUCACUUCCCAGCUGAUUAAGUGGUUCAGUAACUUCCGGGAGUUCUUCUAUAUCCAGAUGGAGCGCUUUGAGAGCAGUUUUAUCUUUCUUUUUUCACUUAAACAGGGCAGUUUUGAUGGGAAGUGCAUGCUGUACGGUUCAGUGCGUCUGAACUCCUCAUCCAUCGCUGUGCUUUCAUCCAGUUCUCCUUCCCUUUGUUACUUUGUGUCAGCCAUCUCAGUGUGUGUGGCCGUCUUCUGCUUUUCACUCACUCUCUACUGGAUCUACAUGGCCUGUGUUGACGGAGAGGUGAAAAGAGAGAAAUUAUGGAUGAAUGUUACUCUUGGCUUGUCUGGAGUCUUCCUCUUCUUCCUCUUGGUGACGGGAUGCAUCCUGAAAAUCGGCCGAGACAGACUGUGCGACUCAGUGAUUCAAACAGCGAAAAAUAUAACCAGGUGUGAAGAAGCACAAAAUAAGCCUUGGAUGAGCCCUAUAAAUGGGAGUCAGUUCUACUCCAGACUACACAGUGCAGAGACAGCAGUAUGGGUGAAUUUCUUCUUUUGGUUGAUCAUAGCAGUUCUGGUCCUGCUCCAGCGUAACAACGGGUCAGAAAUCCGGUCAGAAGGAGAGGACCCAUCAGCGACCCCUUCUGAAACGGAGCCCUUCUUCAACCGCCCAGGACGUUCUUAGUGAACAGAGACACAGCUAAUCUAUGUCGCCCCACACUAAAGCAGUCUAUGUGCCGCUUGAACACACUCACUCACACGUACAUACGCUCGCAUUGACAAUCACGCUGCUGGCUAGCAGUUGGCUAGCUGAGCCGAGAGGAUUUUGGCAGCUCCAGUAUACGCAUUUUUACCAAGGGUUAGUUGCCAUGGUUACUGAUCUGUGGCUGGCAGCACAGACCUGGCAGGUGAUAGUGUGCGGUUGCCAGAUUGGUGGUGUGACCUGAACUGAUUGAGACACGGCUUUAUGCAAAGAGAUCAAAUCUGACAACAUUGUCAGUGUUUUCAUAAGCAGCAAAACGAUAUCAAAAAAUAAACUUGAGGAGUUCAUACUCAAAUCUUCAAAAAAGGCACUCUCAUUUCAUGAGUACAUAUGUCAGUUCAAAGAAUUGUAGAAUAACAACCAUUAAAUUGAACCUAACUGACCUGGAGUCAAACCAAGUUAACCACUGUACUGUAACUUUUAACUUAAGCCUGCUCUUUGUUAAUGUACAACUUCUCGCCCUCUGCUGUCUGUUUAUAUGAAUUACUCCAUAAAUCCCAUUAGACGGUGCUCCUGUGCCUAUUUUUUUGGGCCAGGAAUCUCCCAUAAGUGUUUUUCCCCCCUAAUUUCACAUUUCUCCUACUCAUAGUCCUUGGCGUCCUUAACAUGAGCAAAACUGCUUGAGAGUGUCUUUCCGAGAGUGUUUGGCUAUUAAUCUUGUGCCCAGUAGAGAUGUCAUUUUUUAAAUGGCUUUUUCCUGCACACAGCCACGGGAGGUAGGAGUGUGUGUGUGUGUGUUUGGGAUGACAGGGACAUAAAUCCAUAAUUUAGCCUGUGAUGGUAUCCGCUUUACACAGGCGAAGUGCCAAAUCCGUGGUGCUGCCCACAGCACUAAAGUCCUCCGAAACACAGUGUCCUUCCGCCCAUCCCGGCAGCACAGUGUCCAGGUCCAGUGUCCACUAAAUGCUUCAUCAUCAUCGAAUCAUUUCUCCUCUUUUCUGCAACUUUUUGUACAUUGUCAUUUAACUUACUACUAUUGUUUUAGAACUGCUGGUUAUGGAUUAUGCACUGACAUUUUUUAUGAAUACUAAAUCUGUUGUAUAACCCGCUAUGUCAGAGUUUAUGGCUGUGUGAACAUUUCAAAGCAAUUAAAU